GUUCACACCUCAUCAGUAUUUAUUUAGAAAUGAAAAUACUACAACAGGAAGAUAUGCUAAAAUCUUUAUUACAUUUCACAUGAAUACGAACACUUCUGGACAAAAUCGUAAUUGGAAAAUUUAAACAUUAGCAAUAGCUGAAGUGUUUUAAAGUGAAAAAUAAUGUCUUCUGGACAAAGGGCGUUCACACAAAAGUUAUCCAAGCAACAUCCUGCUGAAGUUCGUAGAAAUGUGGCAUGUCAUAAGAGCAGUUUCAUCUCACCUUCUUCUUCUACGACUUGGUCAAACGAUUUAGUCGAACCCUUCGAUUUCGAGGAAUUUGUUGGUCAGUAUCAGCUUCUUAUUGAUAAAGAUCCUCUUAGAAAUAUAUUAGAAGUUCCCCAUGGAGAUGUAGAAGUUGAUGUUAUUGAGAGGCCCAUAAGGACAGUACAGCCUGUAGUUCCAGAGGAGAAAAUAGAAACAUUGCCUCCUCAUGUGCAGUCAUGUAUAGAAUGUUAUACUUCUGACUGGAAAGUGGUGAGAUAUAAUCACAGGGCUUUAAGUAGUAGUGUAGCUUCUAAAAAUACUUCUUGCAAAACAGUACAACCAAGUCCAAAGCAGGAAUUUGAAGUAGAUUUUCAAGUGCAAUCAGUAGAUACACACAGUGAAAUUGAUUCGAAUUCAAUUUCUAGUAGUAGCAGACAAAGUGUGAUUUCCAUCAGUUCCAUAUCAUCAUGUGGGGACACUUUAACUCCUCGCAAUUCUUGGGCAUCCUUGGAUCUCAGGCAUUCUGCUGGAGAUCCCCUUAUACCAGAGAUCUUAGGACAUGCUUCACCUGAAACUCUAGAUCAGAUCAAUGAAACCCGGAGACAGGCAGAUAGACAAGAUGCCUUGUUUGUUUUAUACUCUAACAGUACAGACUGUGAGGCAUAUGAAUGUGUAGAAAAGAGAUUACCCGCUGUACCUCCAGCUGAACCCUUGAGUCAUAGAAUGUUGGUGAAAUGCCAGCAAUUAACCUUGGAUAUUGAAAUGGAACCUCUGUUUGCCUCUAUGGCACUUUAUGAUGCAAAAGAAAAGAGAAAAGUUUCGGAAACUUUCCACUUUGAUUUGAAUCCAGAAGGACUCAAGCGAAUGCUAGGAGGUCAUAUACCAUACAGUGACAUAAGCACAUUGGCUAGAGGGUGUAUUUUCAAUAUAUCUAAUCCGUCUCCAGAUCUCUUUCUUGUUAUAAGAUUAGAGAAGGUAUUACAAGGAGAUUUGAAUGAAUGUGUUGAACCGUAUAUAAAAGAGGAUAAAAAUUGGGACAAAUUGAAAGCUAAUGCAGUAACUGUGUGUGAACGACUCGGAAAAUAUAGACAAGCUUUUGCAUGGACAGCAAUAUAUUUAAUGAAUGUUAUAAAUGGUAGUAAUUCCUUAGAGAGAGAAAGUGACCGUGAUUCUGGUAGUCACUCAAAUACCAAUAGUUUGGAAAGAAAAUCAGCUGGAAGCAGCUUGGAGCAGCUGAGAAGAAGAGCAACUGAUAUGGGAACCUUGACCAGAAGAGGUUCACUGGAACGUCGAGAUAAAAGGAGAAGUUGGUCUCCUGAUCAUUUAGCGAAUAGUAUGGACACCUUCCGACCAAUUACUCUUACAGUAACCUCAUUUUUCCGACAGGAGGGGGAAAAACUAAAAGAUGAUGAUUUAUAUAAAUGUCUGCAGGAAUUGAAGAGACCUCAAUUAAUACUGAAGAAAAUAAAAUGUAUUCCAGCUACAUUAAAAUUAGAAAUUUCCCCUUGUACUGGAGAAUAUAAAAAUUGCCUAACAACUGAGUUGGCGAAGUUGCUGCCAUAUCCAGAUGAUAAAAGUAGACCUAUAAAAGAAUUAUUGGAGUUUCCUGUCAAGGAGAUACUAACUCCGCAUUAUAUGUAUAGAAAUUUGCUUUUUGUUAGUCCGAAGGAGCUGAAUUUCUCUAAUAGAGCAGGAUCUGCCAGAAAUAUAGCUAUCAAGAUACAACUGAUGUCUGGGGAGAGUGAGCACCACGCUUUGUAUAACAUUUACGGAAAAUCUAGCUGUCCAGAAAUGACGAAUGAAGCUUACACUGCAGUCACCUAUCACAGUAAAACGCCUGUAUUUUAUGAUGAAAUUAAAAUUAAACUUCCCGCUACAUUAGCCGAUAAUCAUCAUUUGUUGUUCACAUUCUACCAUAUAUCUUGUCAACGCAAAGCUGAACAGAAUACUGUCGAUGUGCCAGUUGGUUACAGCUGGUUACCUCUCCUUCGUGAUGGAAGGUUAAUAAAGGGAGAAUUCUGUCUUCCUGUAAUGCUAGAGCCUCCACCAAGAAACUACAGCUACAUACCACCAGAUGUAUGUUUACCAGGAACCAAAUGGUUGGACAACCACAAAGGGCUUUUCACAGUGUUACUGGAUACAGCAUCUUCAGUUCAUACUCAUGAUCCUCCUGUUGAGAGGUUUCUUUCAGCCUAUGACUAUGUUCAUACUGGUAUAAUACCAGCUAGAUUGGGAGAAAGUGGAUUAGAGAAUGAAUUGAGUGCUGCAAUGUUGGGUUUGUCAGGGGCCAAACCUGAAACUAUAAUUAGGCAUUUGCCACUCAUAUUCGAUCUUGUCAUCCAGCUGUUAGUUCAACCCCCAAGACUAUCAAAUCAAACACUCAACAUAGGACAUACGGCGUUCGAGACCUUAUGUUUACUGCUAGAAGUAAUUUCUAAUGUCCCGGAUUUGUCUGUAGACCAACAUUCAAGGAAUGCUUUAUUAGCAACAUACAUUCAGUAUCAGUGCAAUUUACCUCAUCCGAUGGGUACAAGUUGUCAAAGUUCGCCAGAAUGGGAAGGGAGGUCUAAUAUGGCAAGAAGUAAUUCGAAUCCUGAUUUGGAAGUAGCUCAGCUACAACAGCAGUAUAGAGGUUUGGAUAGAGCAGCGAGCAUGAGAGUGCCAAGCGCUGAUCUGAUAAGUCCUAAUUCGAGUACUUGCCAGAGAAUUAUACAUCAGGAGUUGGUACUUCAGUGGGUGGUUUCUAGUGGAAGAUCUAAAGAUCUGGCCAAUCAAAAUGCGUGGUUCUUGUUCGAGCUUACGAUUAAAUCCAUGGUUGAACAUUUGGCACAUACUAGAAGUCUGGAUGCUCCAAGGAAAUUGAGAUUCAGUGAACAUUUUCUGGGAGAUAUAUCAAAUUUACUCCAGAUAAUAACAGGAGAAAUUAUAGCUCUCUCAACUGGGGAUAUAAGAAGAGCACACAAACUGAAUUCCGCGCUAGCGUUCUUCUUCUUCGACCUUCUCUCCCUGUCCGAUAGGGGAAAUGUUUUUCACAUGUUACGUAACUACAACAAGCAUUUGCAAACGAAAAUAGCUUCUAUUCAAGAUCCAUCGAUCCUUAUCGAACUUAAGUUAGAGUUUAUGAGGAUUAUUUGCAGCCACGAACAUUAUGUAGCUUUGAAUUUGCCGUUUGCAUCACCUUUCAUGUCAUCGGGAGCUGGAGUUUCGCCAAGUCCUAGUGUAACCAGUAGUACGAGUCAGAAUUCUUUCUUAUCGGGCGCUCCUCCUAGUCAAGAUAGAUCGAGUGCGUUUGCGGAGCUAUCGCCAGAGUAUAGGCAACAUCAUUAUUUAUCAGGAUUAGUCCUGUCUGAUGUUGCUACAGUUCUACUCGAAAUACAAAAUCAACAUCUGCAAGGAAAAGCUGUAGACACCAUAAAAUCUCUCCUCAUUUGGCAUGACAGCGAUCCUAGAUACAGUUCUCCAGAUGCUAAAAGGAGAGUUGCUGCUUUAUACUUACCAAUACUGUCCAUAGCAAUGGAUGGACUUCCAUUAUUGCAUCAUUUCAAGAUUGACAAACUAGAUCGAUAUGUGAAUGAUGAUAGUGGACCAUCUAAUAUCAAUCAGACAGUAGCUUUAGCAAUCGCUGGUAAACUUACUGCUGGAACUUGCGAUACAUUCUCUUCGGCUCGCAAAUCAGGUCUGAAUGCAGAAGUUACGAGAAAUCUUUUAACAUGUGUGCUCUGGGUCUUGAAGAAUAUAGAAAAAGAUUGCCUUUCAACGUGGUUAGGGGAAUUAUCAUCCUCCAGGUUAACUACACUGAUGCAACUUCUGGAUGCUUGCAUAAGUUGUUUCGAGUACAAACCAAGGAAGAUGGCGCCACCCCCAACUGGCUAUGCCCAUGCGCAAGGUACUCAAGACAUGAGAUCUAAACUGGAAGGAGUCAUUUUGGGACAAGGUUCUGCCAGGGAGAUGAUGCAAAGAAGAAAAGGAAACACACCACAGGCGGGAACAACAGAAAAAUUACGGUGGAGAAAGGAACAGAUGGCUUACAGACUCACUUCAGAAAAUACAGAUCGUCCAAGAGAGGAACUCCUGAAUGACGUUUAUUUAGAAGGUCAUUUUGCUACUGAAGCUUCCUUCAUAAUUCUGGAUACUCUAGAACGAUGUGUAUUGGUUGUGGCUCAGUGGGAUUCUCAGCAACACUUGAUCGGCUUGGCAUUAACAGUACUGCUUCAUGCCUUAGGGAAAAAUCAGAGCACAACUGUCCUACCGCAUAUGUUUGCAUCUCAAAGAAGUUUAGUUUAUAAAUUUCAUGGUGCCUUAUUUGAUGAAGAAAAUAGCCACUGUGCCGAUUUGUGUCUUUUACUUUUGAAGCAUUGUGGAUCUCAAAUCGAAUCAGUUAGAUCUCAAGCAGCUGCAUCACUUUAUUUGCUGAUGAGACAAACAUUUCAAAUAGGAAAUAAUUUCGCAAGGGUUAAAAUGCAAGUAACCAUGUCGCUGAGCAGCUUAGUUGGUACAUCGUCCUCAUUUAGUGAUGAUUCUUUGAGAAGAUCUCUAAAAACCAUUUUGGAAUAUGCAGAAAGAGAUGAUGAGCUUCAAGAAACAACGUUUCCCGAGCAAGUUCGUGACCUCAUAUUCAACUUGCAUAUGAUUCUUUCUGAUACAGUAAAAAUGAAAGAAUUCCAAGAGGACCCUGAAAUGUUACUAGAUCUUAUGUAUCGGAUUGCGAAAGGUUAUCAAAAUUCUCCAGAUCUUCGUCUAACUUGGUUAGCAAACAUGGCCCAAAAGCAUAUGGAAAGGGGUAACCAUACUGAAGCGGGCAUGUGCCUUGUCCAUUCGGCAGCACUUGUGGCCGAAUAUCUAGUUAUGCUUGAAUCACUCCCUCAUCUCCCCUCGGGGGCUGCGGCCUUAGAAAGAGUCAGUCCUAAUGUGUUGGAGGAAAGUGCCGUUUCUGAUGAUGUUUUGAGCCCUGAAAGAGAGGGAGGUUGUUUGGGAUCCCAUUUUACUGAAGCUGGUCUUCUAGGAUUACUAGAACAUGCUGCCAGUAGUUUCCACAUUGCCGCUAUGUAUGAACCAAUGAAUGACAUUUACAGGGUGUUGAUACCGAUUGCUGAGAAUAAUAGAGAUUUCAAGAAGUUGGCUAAUAUUCAUGGCAAGUUACAUGAUGCUUAUACAAGAAUAGAUCAGCUUCAAGGAAAAAGAAUGUUUGGAACAUAUUUUAGAGUUGGCUUUUACGGCUCUAAAUUCGGAGAUCUUGACCAGGAAGAGUUCAUCUACAAGGAACCAACUCUGACAAAACUACCUGAAAUAUUCAGUCGCUUGGAAAACUUCUAUGCUGAACGAUUUGGAUCAGAUAAUGUGAUAAUCAUAAAAGAUUCUAAUAUUGUUGACCCAACACAGCUGAACACAGAUAAAGCGUAUAUCCAAAUAACUUACGUAGAACCUUACUUUGAACAAUAUGAGUUGAGGUAUAGGCAGACCCAUUUUGAUAGAAAUUUCAAUAUAAAACGGUUUGUUUAUGCAACUCCAUUUACGAUGACUGGAAAACCACAUGGUGAACUUAAGGAACAGUAUAAAAGGAAGACAAUUCUUACCACUGCUGUGCACUUCCCAUACGUGAAAACAAGAAUUCAAGUUGUAAACAGAACGCAGAUUACCCUGACUCCUAUAGAAGUGGCUAUCGAAGAUAUUCAAAAAAAGACCACUGAACUCGCUGCUUCCACUGUGCAAGAACCUCCAGAUCCAAAAAUUUUACAGAUGGUUUUGCAAGGAUGUAUUGGAACUACUGUCAAUCAAGGACCUUUAGAAAUGGCCUUGACGUUUUUACCAAGCGAUGGAAAACCUCUCACAAAACAUCAAAACAAACUCAGACUUUGUUUCAAGGACUUUUCCAAAAAAUGUGCAGAUGCUUUAAAGAAAAACAAAAACUUGAUAGGUCCAGACCAAAGAGAUUACCAAAGGGAACUCGACAGAAACUAUAAACGAUUUACUGAGAAGCUACAUCCUUUAGUGAAUCCGCAAAAUGUUGUAGUGACUACAAGCCCUCAUAAAUAUUCUGGCUCUGAAACUACUAGUCUAAGAUGGUAACCAUAUUACAUAAUAAUCCUGAAGCCUUUUGGAUAGUUAGCAAGUUGAUGAAACAUUUUGAAAUUACGAUCUCAUGCUUUUUUAUAGAAAUAUUUACCCAAGUAUAUUUAUUCUUUUAAACACAGAAUAUAACUUCUCUAUAUUUAUAAGCUUUUUAUAUUUUUGUAGCUGUGAAAUAAAAAAAAACUUCAAUAGGUAAA
Coccinella septempunctata (seven-spotted ladybird) is the source of this 6512-nucleotide messenger RNA. RefSeq names its product dedicator of cytokinesis protein 7 (gene Zir). Gene Ontology annotation, molecular function: guanyl-nucleotide exchange factor activity. Bases 163 to 6312 code for a protein of 2049 amino acids. Gene Ontology annotation, biological process: small GTPase-mediated signal transduction; positive regulation of GTPase activity. The record is from RefSeq and is a predicted model, not a curated record. The transcript has 25 exons. NCBI's taxonomy places the organism in Eukaryota, Metazoa, Arthropoda, Insecta, Coleoptera, Coccinellidae.